UCCUCACAGAUUCCUCAGCCCCCAAAUCCCCCUCCCCCACUCCCUCUUUUAUGUUUUCCCGAGAAAAUUGAAGGAAGGACCUAUCUUUAAUUUUCUCUCUUCCCAAACAGAACCUUACCCCCCUCCCCAACCCUUUUCCAAAGCCGGAGAAUCAAACAAAAUCCUUUGAGCUUUCCGGCGAGGAUCGAAGUCAGCGGAGAAAUGGUGUCACCUGAAAACUCUAAUUAUUGGUCUCACUUCGAUUAUGCAAACUUGAUCGAUGAUAUCCCUGACGGUCCUUAUUCCAGUUUUUCUUGGCCCGCGCAGCCAACCAACGCCCCAUCUAAUGUUGUCAGCGUGGAAAAUGAUGGCUCAUUUGGGGAUUUGGAUGGCCUUAAGGAAUCUGGUUCAAAGAAAAGGGUUAGAUCUGAAUCAUGCAAUCCAUCAAGCUCCAAAGCAUGUAGGGAGAAGUUGCGUAGGGAUAGGCUAAAUGACAAGUUUAUGGAACUGGGUUCUAUUUUGGAACCUGAAAGGCCUCCCAAAACAGACAAGGCUGCCAUUUUGAUUGAUGCUGUCCGAAUGGUGACCCAGUUACGAGGUGAAGCCCAGAAAUUGAAGGAUUCAAAUUCAAGUCUCCAGGAAAAGAUUAAAGAGUUGAAGUCUGAAAAGAAUGAGCUUCGUGACGAAAAGCAGAGGCUGAAGGCAGAGAAGGAAAGGCUGGAGCAGCAACUCAAAACCAUGAAUGCACAACCUAGCUUCAUGCCUCCUGGACCUGCAAUCCCUGCUGCAUUUGCUGCUGCCCAAGGUCAAGCUCCUGGGAACAAGUUGGUCCCUUUCAUUGGUUAUCCUGGAGUUGCAAUGUGGCAAUUCAUGCCACCUGCAGCAGUGGAUACCUCACAGGAUCAUGUUCUCCGCCCUCCAGUUGCCUAAGCUGGCAACCUACAAUGAUUUGGGUUUGCAUUUUGACCCAAACAAGUGUAUUUGUUAUGUCAUUGUUCUGGGCUGUUUUAGAUUUCACUGAAGUUUGCUAACUGGAUUUGUUGGGUGACUGUCAUUGUAUUCCGAUGAUUGGAUGCUGGUAAUCACAUGUAAAUUUAAUAAGUUCAUUGGGCGGCCUA
Messenger RNA from Theobroma cacao (cacao), 1097 nucleotides. It is a transcript of the gene ILR3, whose product is annotated as basic helix-loop-helix (bHLH) DNA-binding superfamily protein. Gene Ontology annotation, biological process: intracellular iron ion homeostasis; regulation of DNA-templated transcription. Gene Ontology annotation, molecular function: DNA-binding transcription factor activity; protein dimerization activity. NCBI's taxonomy places the organism in Eukaryota, Viridiplantae, Streptophyta, Magnoliopsida, Malvales, Malvaceae. The record is from RefSeq and is a predicted model, not a curated record.